CACUGAUGGUGUUUGUGAAAAUACUGCAGAGAGGUUAAUAAAAUGAGAUCUGAGAUGGAUAUAAAAUUACUUAUACUUGUUUUACUUGCAACAGACAGCGUUGGCAGACCGAUUCUACGGGAAAGGACAGUGAAAGUGCGUGUGGUAACUGGAAGUAAUUCAGCUCCGAUCACAGAAGGACCAAAACAAGCUGUAAGCGACGAAAGGGAAACAACUCCAGUUACUGAAGACCUGCCUGUGUCUGUUGAUGUCAACCUGUCACUAACCCAUGAUGCCGAGCCGCCACUUGCUCUUAGUAAAAAAGAUGUCAGUGGCAAAUAUCGACGAAAACGACAUUUUCAACCCUAUGAUAAUUUAGAUGCUAUCAUAGCUCGACUGGAGGCUAUUAACUUUAAACGAAAACAUCCCGAAGCUGUUGAAAUUAAGGUUGACAGGCAUGUAGACGUACAUAUAGCUAACCAAGGUUCGACCAAGAAUUCACAACAAGGACUCCAAGCAGACGAUCACCAAAAUGUUCAUAUAAUACAAGGCAGUCCACAGAGGGCGACGAUUUCUCUGAAACUGCAAAGUACACAUUCAGGUGAUGAACAACAAAGUGAAGAUAAAACGCCUGACAUUGAAGUUAGUGAGAAUAGAAGUAAAAAAUCUGAUAAUGAAUUUGAAGAGUCUGAGUCUGAGGAUGAAGUUAGUGAGGAUGAGGAUGAAGUUAAUGAGGAUGAGGAUGACGUUUGUGAGGAUGAAGAUGACGUUAGUGAGGAUGAAGAUGACGUUAGUGAGGAUGACGUUAGUGAGGAUGAAGAUGACGUUAGUGAGGAUGAAGAUGAAGUUAGUGAGGAUGAGGAUGAAGUUAGCAAGGAUGAGGAUGAAGAUGAAGAAUCUGACGAGGAAGCUGGCGAGGAUAAAAAUGAAAAUAUAACAGGUGAAAAAGAAACCAACAAGAAUGGAAGUAAAAUCACUGAAAGUGUAAGUAAUGGAAGUAAAAUCACUGAAAAUGUAAGUAAAGCGAGUCAGAAAACCCCCGAGAGUCAUGGUGUUAACAAGACCAGCACAACUAAUAAUGGGGAACAAAACAAAUCGAUAGUAAAUAUAUAUAAAGAAUAUCAUACUAGUGGAAAUGAAAAUAUUAACAAUGAUCAGACUGACAAAACAGAAAAUGCAAAAGAUAAGGACCUUUAUGAAAAACUUAACAUAGAGAACGAUUAUAGUGAACUUGUCGAACUGAAGAAAGGAAUUCAGGAAUAUUAUGGAUUGAUACAAAAAGUGAUUGCUGAUCAUAAAGCCAAGAAUUCCACCAGUGAGAAGACCCAAAACGAACAAAAUAAAACAAUUGUGGUUGACAAACCUGUCACUGUCACUAAAAUAGUCAAGGUAAAACAGCAAGUCAGAUAGAUGUGACUAGUUUGUAAAAUGAGUUACAGCAACUCCAUAUAAUUCAGAUAAUGAGAAACUUGUCUAUGUGAAAGAUGAAACAAAAAUAAAAGGGCACGAAGAAUCUAGCAGAUAGUUUAUAAAAAGAAAACGUACAAGUGAAGCGAUGUAGAAAGUGAAAGGGCAAAAGGAGCCAAACGGAAAGAUUAAAAAGUAAAUAGUGCAAGGAGUCAAAAAGUAAAGGACACUUGGAAACAAAUAUAAAGAUCCAAAAGUAAAGCGUAUGAAGAAACAAACACAAAGGUCAAAACGUAAAGAAUAUGAGGGACCCAGCAGAAAGGUCAAAGAGUAUGAGGAACCAAAACACAAAGGUCAAACGGUAAAGAGUAUGAAGGACCAAACAGAAAGAUCAAAAAGUAAAGACUAUGAAGAACCAAACACAAAGGUAAAAAAAAGUAAAGAGCAUGCGGAAUCAAACAGUAAGGUCAAAGAGUAUGAGGAACCAAACACAAAGGUAAAAAAAAAAAAAAAAGGGCAUGCGGAGCCCAACAGAAAGG
Molecule: messenger RNA, 1925 nt
Organism: Gigantopelta aegis
Lineage: Eukaryota; Metazoa; Mollusca; Gastropoda; Neomphalida; Peltospiridae
Product: acidic leucine-rich nuclear phosphoprotein 32 family member A-like
Exons: 5
Coding region: 43-1389 (448 amino acids)
Source: RefSeq, a predicted model, not a curated record